AUGGAAGCGCCUGAACCUAACGCUACUCAGGAACCUAUAGGUGCUUAUAGAAAGUAUCAGGACCAUGCUGAUAUUAUACAGUGUAUUGUACUUGCAUCGUUGACACUUGAUCUGCAAGAGCAACAUAAGAAUUUGGAUCCCAGCUCCAUCAUCACACAUCUCAAGGAGCUCUUUCAUAAGCGUGCUAGGCACGAAUGUUAUGAGGUGUCAAAGGCAUUAUAUAGAUGUCAAAAGACUAAGGGAACCCCGGUAGGCCUGCAUGUAGUCAAGAUGAUUGGCUACAUACAUAAGCUUGAAAUACUAGGAUUUGGUAUGGAGGUAAAACUAUCAAUAGAUCUUGUUCUGCAAUCCUUGUCUGAUUCCUUCUCCCAAUUCAUAAUGAACUUCAAUAUGAAUUCUAUGGAGAGGUCUCUCUCAGAGCUUCUGAAUAUACUGAAGAUGGUAGAGAAGGACAUAAAGAAUUCCAAGUCAGUGAUGCUAGUAAACUCUACACCAUGUAAAGGAAAGGAAAGGGGAGGUAAAGGAAAUGCCAAGGGAAAAUCCAAAGCUCAACCCUAA
This is a messenger RNA of Pistacia vera, 558 nucleotides long. RefSeq lists its product as uncharacterized. Bases 1 to 558 code for a protein of 185 amino acids. The transcript has a single exon. Lineage: Eukaryota; Viridiplantae; Streptophyta; Magnoliopsida; Sapindales; Anacardiaceae. The record is from RefSeq and is a predicted model, not a curated record.